AGACAUUAAUCAAUUGAUUUUUGAUAAUGCAGAGAUUGCAACUGUUAGAAAGCAUUACUCUGAAUGGAUGACUCUUUAUGAUAAAUACUUAAGCUGUCAUGAUGCAUAUUGUUUACAUUUAUCUAAUGAAGAUAGAGCCGCGUAUUAUGAUGAUUUCUUUGAAGAUCGUGAUGUGUAUUUAUCAAAUUUUAUGUCUUCAACUAAAAAUUGGUUUGUUCAAACUGAAGGCAUAGCUACACCUACAAAACCAGUAUGUGCGAAAGAAAAAUCUGUUCGUUCGAGUCAUCGUUCUUCACAUCGUAGUUCAUCACAUUGUAGUUCUUCACAUCGUAGUGACAUUUCCUCAUUAAAGUUUCAUGAAGAACAAAAGAAUUUAGAACUCUCAGCUAAAGUGGAGGCAUUAAGGCAAAGAAAAGACAUUGAAGCUAAAAGACUAGAAUUAGAAUUUAUUGAAAAGGAAUUAGACUUGAAAACGGAAUUAGCUAUUUCACAAGGCAAAUCAAAACUGUACGAACGUUAUGCUCCAUCGUCGAAGGAUGAGGCCUCUAGUGUUGUAGGCGAAGUUAAAGAAAAUACAGACUCUAAUGUGAAAGUUAAAGAUUCUAAUGACAUAAUUUCUUCUGACGCAUGUAAUACAACAUAUAAUGUUGACAGGACUGUUCGAGAAACUGUUAAUACAUGUAAUGAUGAUAAUUCUUUUGAUAAACUAACAAUUAGACCUACACAUAAACAAUGUGAAUUUAAUAAAGAUGUUAGCCCUUUUGAAAACAAGCCUGACAGUGUUUCAGCAAACUUGGUACCUGAUCAAAAUUUGACGCCACAUAAUGCUGAAGGAGCCUUGUACUCUAUGAUUAAACAUAUCAAGAAACCUAAUACAAGUAUUCAACCGUUUGAUGGUAAUAUUUUGGAGUAUCAAAGAUUUAUUAGACAAUUUAAUUCUGUGAUCGUAACAAAUUGUGACACUUAUGAUGAGCGCUUGAACUUUCUUGAUCAAUUUACAUCAGGAGAAGCAAAUAAAAUUGUUCGUAGUUAUAGUUAUCUUCGUGCUGACAAGGCGUAUGAUUGCGCUUUGAGUCAACUACAAUCUAGAUAUGGUAAUAGUGAACUGAUAGCGAAUGCUUUUAUAGAAAAGGCCUUACAUUGGCCAGUUAUCAAGUCAGACAAUCCUAAGGGUUUAGAUGACUUUGCUUUAUUCUUAACAGAAUGUCUUCAUGCAGUUAAAAGUAUUGAAGCGGUAAACAUUUUGGAGUACUCUGAAAAUAUUAAAAGAAUUCUACAAAAAUUACCCUAUUUUAUUCACGAUAAGUGGAGAAACAUUGUUCAGUCUACUAGAGAUAAAGGACACAGUGUCCAUUUUGAUCAACUCGUGGAAUUAAUUAAUACUGAAGCUCUGAAAGCUAAUGAUCCAACAUAUGGUAAAAAGGCCUUGUUGGGUGACCGGUUAUUAAGUACACCAAUCCGCAAAUCACAUGUACAAGUACAUGCAAAUAGACCAAAGGGAUCAUUUGCCAUUCAACAAGUAAAUUCAAGGCCCAAUGAACAAUCAACUUACAUGUAUACAAGACCUUAUAACACAGACAUAGCAUUUACCAAGCCAUGUUGUUACUGUAAGCAUCCCUCGCAUUCAAUGUUUGUAUGUAAACAAUUAUCAUCUUUACCAGAGUCAGUGAAGAAGGACUUUGUUAAAUCUAAACGUUUAUGUUUUGGUUGUUUAAAACCAGGUCAUAUUUUGCAAUACUGUAGUAAGAAAACUAAGUGCCCAAAUAAUGAGUGUGAUGAAAGUCAUCAUCCUGUAUUACAUGAUAAUAAGAACAAUAAUCAAACAAAAACUGAUCAAAAACCUGUGGUAGCGAGUACUCUUAGUAACGAUAUGGAGGCCGGAAACCAUAAUGAUAGCCCAUGUACAAUGGCAAUUAUACCUGUUAUGGUAAAAACAAAGAAUGGUCAUAAUGUUGUUGAAACAUACGCUUUUCUAGAUCCGGGAUCUAACGUUUCAUUUUGUACUGAAAAUUUGAUGCGACAGUUGUCCUGUAAUGGUAAAAGAACUAAAUUGACCUUUGACACUAUGGGUUCUACUCAUACUUUGAAUUCGUUUGUUAUUCAUGGUAUGCAAGUGUGUGAUUUGACUUUAUGUAAUACUGUUGACUUGCCAACCAUUUAUACUAAAGACUGUAUACCUGUUUCACAUGAUCAUAUACCAACUACUAAUGACCUUAGUAAGUGGCCUCAUUUAAGUGGAAUUGACAUUCCUGUUUUAAAUGCUGAAAUCGGGUUAUUAAUCGGCAAUAACGUGCCCAAUGCUUAUUCACCAAUAGAAGUAAAAACAGGGCCAUCUGAUAGUCCGCAUGCUGUAUUGUCGUCUUUAGGUUGGAUUAUUUGGAAUCUAAUUAGAGAUUCGUCUAGUUUAGUAAAUACUGUUAAUAGACUUGAUGUGCAAGCUGUUCAGAAUUUUGAAGAUUUGCGAGUAUUAGUUCAACGAACAACUAAGUUUGAUUUUCCGGAAAGAUCGAUCGACGAUGUAAGGGAAAAUUCACAAGAGGACAAUGCUUUUAUAAGAAAGGUUAAUCAGACAAUAAAUUUUGAAAACGGACAUUAUACUAUUGGCUUGCCUUUUCGUGACGAGUUUAUUUUGUUACCUAAUAACAGAGUGCAAGCAGAGUGUCGAUUAAAUAGUCUUCAGAACAAAAUGCGCAGAGACACUAAUUAUUGUAAUGACUAUAUUAAAUUUAUGACUAAAAUUAUCUGCAAUGGCUAUGCAGAAGUGGUACCAGAUAGUCAAGUCAACAGAGAUGAUGGGCAAGUGUGGUAUAUCCCACACCAUGGUGUGUAUCAUCCAAGAAAACCAGGCGAGUUGCGAGUUGUUUUCGAUUGCGCAGCCAUGUAUGACGGUAUAUCGCUUAAUCGGCAGCUACUGCAAGGUCCUGAUAUGACCAAUACAUUAACAGGUGUUUUAAUUCGCUUUCGACAGGAUAAUACAGCUAUUAUGGGUGACAUAGAAAAAAUGUUUUACCAGGUUCGAGUACCCGAGUGUGACCGUGACUUUUUGAGGUUUCUAUGGUGGCCCAAUGGAGACACUAGUUGUACGCCAAACACAUAUAGAAUGGUUGUUCAUCUCUUCGGUGCUGUGUCAUCCCCGUCCUGUGCGAAUUUAGCUUUGCGCCAAACUGCAAUUGACAAUUCCCAUUUGUUUGAUGACAAUAUAGUUUCUUCAAUACUUAAGAAUUUUUACGUAGAUGACCUACUUAAGUCAUUAAAAGAUUGUUCAAGUGCUGUAGAAUUCGUUAAAGACAUUUGCGCAAUAUGUGAAAAUGGAGGUUUUCGCCUUACAAAAUGGGUGAGUAACGAACGCAAUGUGUUGCAUGCUAUACCCGUUAACGAGAGAGCCAAGGACAUAAAAGAAUUAAACCUCGACUGUGAACUUUUACCAGUAGAACACGCACUAGGCAUUAGGUGGGUGGUAGAAAGUGAUGUUUUGAAAUUUAGUGUGAAGCUAGAUAAGUUAUCAGUAACAAGACGCGGAAUAUUAUCUGCAGCUAGCUCUAUAUAUGACCCACUAGGUCUCGUUUCACCUUUCGUUUUGCCUGCAAAGUUGUUGCUACAAUCACUUUGUCAACAGAAUCUAAAUUGGGAUGACGUAAUACCUGAGACCGAUCUACAUACUUGGCAUCAAUUCCUAAACAACCUGUCUGGCUUAGAAAAUUUCAAGAUUCCAAGAAGUUAUAAACCGGCGAAUUUUGGAAAGAUUGUUUCGUCUCAAAUUCAUACCUUUUCCGAUGCGAGUAACAUUGGUUAUGGUGCUGUAACAUAUAUCAGACUCGUAAAUGAAGACUGUAAAAUUCACUGUGCGUUGAUGUUUAGUAAAUCUCGCGUUGCUCCACUUAAGAAAUUAACUGUGCCACGAUUAGAAUUAACUGCAGCUACUGUUGCUGUUCGCUUGACUAAUAUGCUUGUGAAAGAACUCGAAAUUCAAAUUGAUAAUAUGUUUUACUGGACUGAUAGUAUGUCAGUUUUAGAGUACAUUAGAAAU
This is a messenger RNA of Patella vulgata (common limpet), 4027 nucleotides long. RefSeq lists its product as uncharacterized. The annotation marks the transcript as partial. The transcript has a single exon. The record is from RefSeq and is a predicted model, not a curated record. Lineage: Eukaryota; Metazoa; Mollusca; Gastropoda; Patellidae.